AUGUAUAAAUCACUAACCCCUGCAGCAGCAGCAGCAGCAGCAGCAGCAGCAGCACAGCAGGAGCAGCAGCAUAGCAGCAGCAGCAGCACAGCAGCAGCAGCACAGGGAGAAAUAGCACAAACAAUAGUAGUAGCAGUCCACGCAGCAGCAGCACAUGCAAGAGCAGCACAUGCAGCAGCAGCACUUGAAGCAGCAGCAGGACACACAACAACAGCACAUGCAGCAGCAGCAGCAGCAACCGAAGCAGCGGCAGGACACGCAACAACAGCACAAGCAGCAGCAGCAGCAGCAGCACAUGCAGCAGCAGCAGCAGCACAUGCAGCAGCAGCAGCAGAACCGAAGCAAAAUGCGACAAACAAACUGA
Molecule: messenger RNA, 364 nt
Organism: Eimeria tenella
Lineage: Eukaryota; Apicomplexa; Conoidasida; Eucoccidiorida; Eimeriidae
Exons: 1
Source: RefSeq, a predicted model, not a curated record